Molecule: messenger RNA, 1858 nt
Organism: Pyrus x bretschneideri (Chinese white pear)
Lineage: Eukaryota; Viridiplantae; Streptophyta; Magnoliopsida; Rosales; Rosaceae
Product: glucose-6-phosphate/phosphate translocator 2, chloroplastic
Exons: 6
Coding region: 265-1461 (398 amino acids)
Biological process (GO): transmembrane transport
Cellular component (GO): Golgi apparatus; membrane
Molecular function (GO): phosphoglycerate transmembrane transporter activity; antiporter activity; triose-phosphate transmembrane transporter activity
Source: RefSeq, a predicted model, not a curated record
GAGCAACUUAUCAUUGUUCUCUCCCGACUGAGAUCUCAAAGCCAAACCCAACCCUUAACAAUUUCAAUUCAAACGUUUUAUAAAACAAAAUCUCCUAUUUUUCUGAGAGCUACUCCAACUUCUCCGAUCAUACAGAAAAAUAGUUCCUUUGCUUUUCAUAGUUGUUUUUUUAUUGGAAAAGCUUCGAUCUUUACUAUAUAUUGAAGAUCUGCCGCUCUGGGUUUAACUUAUUCAACCUUUUCAGAAACCCACUUGAAUUUCACCAUGAUCUGCUCUGUGAAGCAAUACUCCGCCGUGACAAACGGGUCCGACAUCUUUCUGCGGCGCAGCACACGGCCGACGCCGGUGCAACGGUCACUGCUUUUUCCGUCUCUCCAGGGGCAAAAGACUCAGAGAUCAGUAAUCUCGGUCCAAAAGGCAUUGCACGUGUCUGCGAUCAGGAGUCUUGGUGGGUUGCCAACGCCGACUCGAACAAGUGUGAACAAAUGUCAGGCGUUCGAGGCCGACCGAUCACAGCCGAUCGAGUCCAACGUCGACCUUGCGAAUGUCGAUGCUAAAGUGGAGGCGGCAAAGAAGCUGAAGAUCGGCGUAUAUUUUGCUAUGUGGUGGGCGCUGAACGUGGUGUUCAAUAUAUACAAUAAGAAGGUGUUGAAUGCUUACCCCUUCCCAUGGCUCACCUCCACUCUGUCUCUGGCAUGUGGGUCUUUGAUCAUGCUAGUCUCCUGGGUAACCAGGAUUGCUGAGGCCCCCAAAGUUGAUAUGGAGUUCUGGAAAGCUCUGUUUCCUGUUGCUGUGGCACAUACAAUUGGGCAUGUAGCAGCUACUGUUAGUAUGUCUAAGGUUGCAGUUUCUUUCACCCAUAUCAUCAAGAGUGGAGAGCCAGCUUUCAGUGUAUUGGUUUCGAGGUUCUUGCUGGGCGAGUCCUUCCCUAUGUCAGUCUACCUGUCCCUCCUUCCAAUCAUCGGUGGUUGCGGUCUUGCUGCCUUGACGGAGCUUAACUUUAACAUGAUAGGAUUCAUGGGGGCCAUGAUAUCAAACCUGGCCUUUGUAUUUCGGAACAUAUUUUCGAAGAAGGGCAUGAAGGGGAAGUCUGUUAGCGGAAUGAACUAUUAUGCUCUUUUAUCUAUUAUGUCUCUCCUAAUUCUCAUACCAUUUGCAAUUGCGGUGGAAGGACCACAGAUGUGGAAAGCUGGAUUUGAUACAGCUUUCACUCAAAUUGGACCCAACUUGAUUUGGUGGAUGGCGGCUCAGAGUGUCUUCUAUCAUCUGUACAACCAAGUGUCAUACAUGUCCCUGGAUGAGAUUUCUCCCUUGACAUUUAGCAUAGGAAACACCAUGAAACGUAUAUCCGUCAUAGUAUCCUCCAUCAUCAUAUUCCACACCCCUGUCCAGCCCGUCAAUGCCCUUGGAGCUGCUAUUGCAAUUUUUGGAACCUUCUUGUAUUCCCAGGUAAAGCAGUGAGAAGCUCGGGCUCGAGGAAAUUUACCUGCAUGCAACAUAAACGACGGGAAAGGGAGGAGGCAGAGGCAGAGGCAGAGGCGGUGGAGCGGUGACGAUCCAUCGUUACUGAAUUUUGGUCGUAUGAACCAAGAGUGUAAUUGUACAUACCAAUAAUGAUCGAGACAACAUUUCCACCUGAAGAACUAGACAGGUUUUUUGUUUUCUUUUGUUUUUUCAUUAUUUUUAUUUUAAUGAGGUUGGAGGGAGAAAUAUUCAAUAAUAAGCUGGGUAUAAAUGUCAAUGUGGACCAUUGAGAGCAUAUUCCAAGUUGAUUGGUGGGUGUAUGCUUCAUGAGCUUUGUAUCCCGGAUUAUAAAUAUAUAAGGGCAGUAUCGUCCUCCUGCAGCAGUUUUUGUUUC